Messenger RNA from Trichophyton benhamiae CBS 112371, 3078 nucleotides. RefSeq lists its product as uncharacterized. The record is from RefSeq and is a predicted model, not a curated record. The transcript is spliced from 8 exons. Gene Ontology annotation, biological process: regulation of exocytosis; regulation of protein secretion; establishment of cell polarity. Lineage: Eukaryota; Fungi; Ascomycota; Eurotiomycetes; Onygenales; Arthrodermataceae. Gene Ontology annotation, molecular function: syntaxin binding; myosin II binding; GTPase activator activity. Bases 1 to 3078 code for a protein of 1025 amino acids. Gene Ontology annotation, cellular component: cytoplasm; plasma membrane.
AUGGCCCAUUUUUUACGAGGAAAGCAGGCUGGCAUCCAGAGUGAUCUCUCCGGGAGCCUCUCGCCGGAAAGCUUCCUCAUAGACGAGUCGUUACUCGCUGCCGGCACAAGCGAGACGCAGUUCGGCAGCGGGGAGAUUUAUGUGUUUGGACAAGAGCGAGUCUCUGCCGUUUUUUCCCUCCCUCGCAAAGCGUCAACGAGUAUUCUUCAAUUCUGCGGAGAUAAGCUACUCGCCGUUGCGAAGAAUGAGCUAUACGUCUUCUCGCUUGAUGAGAGAAAGCUCGUCACUUCGUAUGCGCCGCCUGGGCAUGCUACGUGCGUGCUUACAGACCCAGCCCUAGACUAUGCAUUUAUCGGGCUACAGAACGGCGAGCUUGUCACAUAUGACCUCGACCGGCAUAUGGUAGCUCCAUUCAAAGUGUCAAAUUUAUGGAAAGAGAGAAAUUCGAGGGCCAGGUUCCUCCCCAUAGUAUCCCUUGCUUUUCAUCCAAAGGAUAUAGGGACUCUACUGAUCGGAUACUCGGACGGAGCCGUGAUAUUUUCUAUCAAACAAAAUGUCCCUGUCAAGUACUUCCAGUAUGAGGUACCCAAGGGCGCUCCGGGUGGUGAUUCAGACCCCUCCUCAGCUCGUGAGACGAGGUGGCCUAAAGUUGUCAAGGCACUCUGGCACCCAACUGCCACUUUUGUUUUAACUGCGCACGAAGAUUCAUCUCUUGUGUUUUGGGACCCGAAAGAUGGGCGUGUCGUCAUGGCUAGAACGAUACAGGCAAUAGAUGUGAAUAAACCAGGCGAAGUCGCAUCUACAUCUGGCUCAACUCCUGGUACUUUCUCACUAAAAGCACCUAUUUUUGAAAUUGCAUGGUGUUGCAAAGAAAACCCGGACGAUACGGGACUACUAAUAGCUGGUGGAACACCUACCACUGAGAUGACAAAAGGGCUCACGUUUAUUGAUCUCGGGAUUACUCCAAACUACCAAACUUCUUCCUGGCAAGUCCUGUCUGGUCAUUUCUCAUCUUUAAAGCGUCAGUCAACAUUACCGACUCCGCCAAAUGCAGAAGUAGCCCAGUUUUGCCUAAUUCCCCGAGCAUCACCCCAUUUCGGGGGUGCUCAAGAUCCUAUUGCAGUUAUUGCUCUUCUAUCAUCCGGGGAACUAGUUACUCUAAGCUUUCCAAGCGGAUACCCCAUAACUCCUACCAAUGUUUUCCCUCCUUCUUUAACAAUGGUCCACCCAUUUGCUACCAAAUUUGAUCUUGCUUGCAUCGACAGGACAAGAUGGCUUGCACUGAAACGUUUUGAAACCCGCGAUAUUGCUAUUGUUGCACAUGCAGAUGGUCUCAUACGUCUUUGGGAUAUCGGGCAUGACGACCAGAUAGAGAAUCCAACAGUUCUUCAAGUGGAUCUGGCUCGCGCAGUUGGGAGGUAUGAUAAAAUUGAGGCCACCCAGAUGUCGUUUUCUGGUGCCGCAGGCGAACUUUCUGUUGGCCUCCAAAGCGGAGAGUUAGUUGUGUUUAAAUGGGGUCGGAAUGAAAACGCUGGCCGAGAUGUGCCCCUUGGGGAGAAUAAUGGGCCGGACCAGAUUACUAGCAUAUCUCACAGAGGUGACCCUGGACUGAAGGAGGGGCUACUCCCUCUUGCACUGCUAGACCAAAGCCAGGGACCAAUUACCGUUCUCAAGCACAGUGAUGUAGGAUUCAUCUGUGUUGGAUAUAAGUCUGGAAGCAUUGCAUUUCUUGACUUACGCGGCCCAGCUGUGAUAUACUCAGCGAACUUGACAGAUUUCGCAGCCAAACAGUCACGGAGAAGCAGCUGGAAAAGCCAUUCUUCAAUGGAAAAAGGGGCAGAUUGGCCGACUUGCGCUGAAUUUGGUGUUUUAAGAAUUGAAGAUGACAGUUACUCGAGUAUCAGCUGCUUUGUUGGCACCAACAACGGUCACUUAGCUACAUUUAAAAUCCUUCCUUCAUCUGGCGCAACGUAUACCGUGUCUUUUGUUGGGUCGUGUAGUUUGGAUGACAGGGUGCUAUCCAUUUGCCCUAUUAACGCGGAGACUGGAGCUCAGACACUAGCUACGCAGGAAGCCGUCUCAGACUUACGAAAUGGAGGUAAAGUCAAUGGAGUGAUUGUCGCGGUCACACCUUCUGGUUGUCAUAUCUUCAAACCCUCUACUUCCAAAGGCGCCCAUAAGAAUUGGGAUGACUUCAUGUGUGAUGCUGCCUCUGUGGUUCACUCGCCUGGGGGAUGCAGCCUGGUAGGCUUAUUUGGUGAUGGGAAAAUUAGAGCGUACUCCAUACCAGCCUUAAAGGAGAUUGGCUCUAUAAGUAUUGGAAAGAUACUUGAUACUAGAAGGUUGGGCGAUGCUCGGAUAUCACCAUCCGGAGAUAUUCUUGCAUGGACAGGACCAUCUGAAAUGGCUAUGCUUCAUGUUUGGGGUGUCAGCAGCCCGUUGCUCCGGUCAGCAGACAGGCUCUUUAAUCCCGAAGCAAUCGCUCCACCUCGCCCAGCCAUCUCCAAUCUACAAUGGAUAUCCGGGACACAAUUUGUAUCAACCGCAGAUGUGGAUUUAUUGGUUGGAGGACCAAACCGCCCUCCCUCUAAGCGCAUGCUCGAGCAAAUGCGUCUCGAAGAGCAAGAGCGUCAAAGGGCAGAGCGUGAAGGGCGUCUUCCCAGAACCAACACCUCUAACUCACAGGGCUCACAAGAGUCAUAUUGGGCAUAUAUGCAAAGACAAAUGCAGGAAAGAACUGAAAAUUUAAACAUUAUGGGCGAUAGCAUGGAUCGCCUUGGAGAGAACAGCAGCGGCCUAGCAGAUGACGUUAACAAGUUUGUCAGGAACCAAAAGAAGAAGGCAGUUCUGGGAGAUAAGCUAAAAACUGGCAUGAAUGCUGAUGUUAAAUCCUUCAGCGCUUGGCUCGAAAUUCGGGUUCUGAUACUAUCUGAACACAUGCCUCAAGGAAGUAAAAUUGAUGGCAUGUGCCUCUCUUCUUGGAAUCCCACACCUUGUACUUCUUCUACUUACUUCCUCAUCCGGGAGGGGGUUUCCCCUCUCUUUUCUGUCACUCACGAAUUUAUUGAUGAUAUAUAA